AUGAAACUUUUCAACGCAAUUGGUACUCUGGCUGCGGCCAUGAUGCUUCUACCAGCACAAACAAUGGCUGGCCAAUACAAGGGCUUUAGUAUGGGAGCCAACAAAGCCGACGGAGGUUGUAAGACACAAACAGAUUGGAGAAUAGAUUUUCAGACGAUUAAAGGAUGGGGGAAAGGAUUUAAUGCCGCACGCCUUUACGCCUCCAGCGAUUGCAAUACGAUCAUGAGGGCCGCCGCUGCCGCUAGAAGUACUGGCUUCAAGAUUUUGGUUGGAGUUUGGGCUACCGAUGAUGGUCAUUUCAACGCAGAGAAGCAAGCUCUUGAGGCUGCAAUCAGGACCCACGGAUGGGACUGGAUUGCUGCUGUUAGCGUUGGCUCCGAGGACCUCUACCGAAAAGACAUUUCGCCCCAGAAGCUCGCCGGUCAGAUUUACGAUGUACGAGGAAUGGUCCGCUCUUUGACUCGAAACGCAAAUAUCCCGGUUGGCCACACGGAUACUUGGACCGCUUGGGUUGAUGGUGCAAACGACGUGGUCACUAGAGCUUCUGAUGUUGUAAUCACCAACGGAUUCCCUUACUGGCAGGGUGUCCCCAUCAGAGAUACUCUCAAGUCCAAAACUUUCCAAUGGUCAUACUGGGAUACCAAGCGCCGCGUGGAACAGAUCAAUCCUAAAGCUUUGGUUUGGGUUGGAGAGACAGGGUGGCCCACUGGAGGUCCCAACUAUCCUAACCCAGCCGGCGGUGGUGCAGCACCAGCAACCACCAACUUGAGGAACUACUACAAUGAAGUUGGCUGUUGGUUGUGGGCCAAGCCAGAUGUCAGUGCCUUCUGGUUCACAGCCUUCGAUGCCCCCAAAGCGAACCCCGAGGUUGAGAAAUGGUUUGGAAUAGCAGAUUCGAACCGCAAGCUCAAGUUCGCAUUGCCAUGUUAG
Messenger RNA from Orbilia oligospora ATCC 24927, 930 nucleotides. RefSeq lists its product as uncharacterized. Lineage: Eukaryota; Fungi; Ascomycota; Orbiliomycetes; Orbiliales; Orbiliaceae. The transcript is spliced from 3 exons. Gene Ontology annotation, molecular function: 1,3-beta-glucanosyltransferase activity; glucan endo-1,3-beta-D-glucosidase activity. Gene Ontology annotation, cellular component: fungal-type cell wall; extracellular region; cell surface. Gene Ontology annotation, biological process: carbohydrate metabolic process; cell wall organization. Bases 1 to 930 code for a protein of 309 amino acids. The record is from RefSeq and is a predicted model, not a curated record.